AUGAAUGUUAAGAAGGUGAAAAGUGUUACUUGGAAAUUAUUUUUAUUGGUAAUCAACAACUGGAUAUUAAUAAGUUAUAUUUGGUUUUAUGGUAGAAUUUGGGACUUAACUAAUGACAUUAAUCAUGAAAUUAUUGAACAGACGAAUUGUUAUUUUAGAGGUGAUUCUGCUUUCAUUUUAACUAAAAAUAGUUUUAAUGGUUUUUAUAAAAAUCACUUCAAUCAAGAAUCCAUUUAUUUGAUAUUUCGUAUUAAGAAUUUCAAAUUUUCUCAGAUAAAUGAUUUAAAAGAACUUAAAGGAUUAGAAAAUGUAUUUUAUUUUGAAUCAGAUGAUUUAUUGACUAAUUAUUAUGUUGAAAAAGAAUUUACUAGUGAAAGAAUUAAGGAGUUAGGAUUUGUUAAUGAUCAUUUGUAUAAACUAAAAAUUCCUUUAUCAAUCUUAAUUAGCAGUGAAAUUGUUCAGAAAAUUAUUAAACAAGAAAAAUUACUAAAAGAUUUUAAUAUUUAUGAUUUUAAAUUUGGUAAACUAAAAUACACUCGCUUUAGUGAUAGAUACAUGAAAUAUGAAUAUUAUGAUUUAAUUACUUUUUACAGUUCUAUUAAAAAUGAUUAUAAUUCAAUUGAAAAUGAUUUACUUGUAAUUUUAAAAAAAACUUCAUCUGUUAAAAGUGUUAAUGAUAAUAUUGAUUAUUUAUCUGAUUCUUUAUUAUCUUAUUUAAUAAAUAUUAAAGUACUUAAGGUAGAUGUUGAUUUAGAAGAAUAUCCUGAUUUACUUAGUUCUUUAACUGAAGAUAUAAUGUGGAUUGAUCCUACUUUAAAUAGGUUAAAACCUGGUUUAAUUAUAAAUUAUGGUUUUGAUUUAAACAAAAUUUUUUUUAAUGAAGAAAUUUUAAAAUUUUUUAAUUUAAAAAGAGUUAAUCAGUUAAUAGAUAGAGAUGGUGGUGUUUAUUUGGUUAAUCAUGUGAUAGUUAAUUAA
Molecule: messenger RNA, 975 nt
Organism: Hepatospora eriocheir
Lineage: Eukaryota; Fungi; Microsporidia; Hepatosporidae
Source: the annotation of a GenBank genome assembly